AACCAUACUUCGUAUACCAGCACCAUCUAAUCGUUUGUUCUAAGUGAGCUGGGGGAGUCGGAAGAAAUCCCAAAUUACCAGAAGUAGCUAGAAAGAAAAUAGAAUCUAAGCAUACAAAAUUGUUGCAAACCCUAAACCCAAAUCUUCAUCGACACUCAAUUUCCCUGCAAUCUCUUUUACAGUCAACAGUGUUAGUUGGAGGUCUGAAAAACGAAGAUGGAUGCUUUUAUCUUACCCCAAAAUUCGGAACUCUUUUGUUAACUUUAAUUCAUUUUUACUUUAAAAGUAACUGAAGUUUAGGAACAAUGGGGAUCAUAGAAAGGAUCAAGGAAAUUGAAGCCGAGAUGGCUCGGACACAGAAGAAUAAGGCCACAGAAUACCAUCUGGGUCAACUCAAAGCUAAGAUCGCAAAGCUCAGGACACAACUGUUGGAGCCUCCUAAAGGUUCUAGUGGAGGAGGAGAUGGUUUUGAAGUCACGAAGUUUGGGCAUGGGCGUGUUGCACUUAUUGGAUUCCCAAGUGUGGGUAAGUCAACGCUCCUAACCACACUUACUGGAACUCAUUCAGAAGCUGCAUCAUACGAGUUUACAACACUUACCUGCAUUCCUGGAAUAAUACACUAUAACGAUACUAAGAUUCAACUUCUUGAUCUUCCUGGAAUUAUUGAGGGUGCUUCUGAAGGGAAGGGGCGUGGAAGGCAGGUCAUUGCUGUGGCCAAAUCAUCAGAUCUGGUACUAAUGGUCCUCGAUGCCUCAAAAAGUGAGGGACAUCGACAAAUAUUGACCAGAGAACUGGAAGCUGUGGGAUUACGUCUCAAUAAGAAACCACCUCAGAUCUACUUUAAAAAGAAGAAGACUGGGGGCAUUUCUUUCAACAGCACAAUGCAGUUAACACAUGUGGAUGAGAAGCUUUGCUAUCAGAUUCUUCACGAGUAUAAAAUUCACAAUGCAGAGGUGUUGUUUCGUGAGGAUGCAACAGUUGAUGAUCUGAUUGAUGUGAUUGAAGGGAACCGUAAAUACAUAAAAUGUGUAUAUGUAUACAACAAGAUAGAUGUCGUUGGUAUUGAUGAUGUUGAUAGGCUUGCAAGACUGCCGAAUUCUAUCGUCAUUAGUGCCAACUUGAAGCUCAAUCUAGACAGAUUACUGGCAAGAAUGUGGGAGGAGAUGGGACUAGUUAGAGUGUAUACGAAGCCUCAAGGCCAGCAACCAGAUUUUUCUGAGCCUGUGGUUCUCUCUGCUGAUCGGGGUGGUUGCACAGUGGAGGACUUCUGCAACCAUAUACACAGAACAUUGUUGAAGGAGUUGAAGUAUGCACUUGUUUGGGGAACAAGUGCAAGGCACUAUCCUCAGCAUUGUGGACAGUCACAUGCUCUUCAGGAUGAGGAUGUGGUCCAGGUUGUCAAAAAGAAGGAGAAAGAGGAAGGAGGGAAAGGGCGGUUCAAAUCUCACUCAAACGCCCCAGCCAGAAUAGCAGACAGAGAGAAGAAGGCGCCGCUGAAACAAUAGAUUGUCUGUGGGAUACUGGUGUGAUUGUAUUCCAUCAAGGUUUCAAGAUACAAGCUUGAGCUUGUGGUGCAAAUGAAGGAUAUAUUUUGAAGACCCUCAGCUAAGUUUUCGGUCACUGUAACUGGAUUACGCAUUUUUGUUCUCAUCAGUUUAGUGUUUCAUUUGUUGUAACUUUGACUCAUGCUAUAGCUAUGGAUUAAAACGGAAUUUCCUGGAUAUUAUCUUGCGCGGUUUUAGUCAAGGUUGUUUGUUUCCCCAAGAUUGGAUAAUUAGUCCUCAUAACUUGAAGCGGGUUGAAAAGAACAAUUCUAUGGCUGAGUGAUUGAUAGCUCCGGUCUUGAAAACCGGCAUAGUUCUUUGUUCAGAACUAUCGAGGAUUAUGUCCUUCAUUAUUCCUAAUACUUGUGUUUAGCCUCUUUUUUGUUAGCUUGUAUUUUAAACAGACAACAAAAUUGUAUACUUUUGGCCCUCAAGAGUUGAAAGGGUCUCAAGUCUUUGAAGCUGCUGUUGAUUUCAGGAAGAAUGGGAUCACUCACUAUUGUACAAAUUCAUCCAUCUCUAAUAUUUGUGUUCCAUUUGCCAA
Beta vulgaris subsp. vulgaris (sugar beet) is the source of this 2088-nucleotide messenger RNA. RefSeq names its product developmentally-regulated G-protein 2. Gene Ontology annotation, cellular component: cytoplasm. The record is from RefSeq and is a predicted model, not a curated record. The coding region runs from base 306 to 1505 and encodes 399 amino acids. Lineage: Eukaryota; Viridiplantae; Streptophyta; Magnoliopsida; Caryophyllales; Amaranthaceae. Gene Ontology annotation, biological process: cytoplasmic translation. Gene Ontology annotation, molecular function: GTP binding; GTPase activity. The transcript is spliced from 13 exons.